UAUAACACACGGCAGCCAGCCACAAUGUGUGUCAGAGGACUGUCUGUACUCGCAACGUAGAUGAGCGCUUCAAAUCUGGUGUCUGUAUUACUGACUGCGCGAGACUGCGAGAGAAUAAAACUGGUUCGCACAUUAUCAUCCCAAGUCAGGACGAGGUUUCACGAUUGAGGGAUAGAAUGCCGGCGAUCACAAGUAAAAACUCCGAUUUGGAGUUUGACUCCUUACAACCUUGUUUCUACCCGGAUGAGGACGAUUUCUACUUCUGUGGUCCCGACUCUGCGCCACCGGGGGAGGACAUCUGGAAGAAAUUCGAGUUGCUGCCCACUCCGCCCCUCUCCCCGAGCCGAGCCGCGCUACCGGGGGAGCCGGCGAGUGCAGACCCGGAAGCAGACCCACUUGGGUUCGGCUUGUGUGACCCACUGGACUGGGCUUCCGAGCUGCUGCUCCUGCCAGAGGAUGAUAUCUGGGGCGCGUCCUACGAUGGGGACCUGUUCGGCUCCGCUUUGGAUACUAACCCCAACAGCAUCAUUAUCCAGGACUGUAUGUGGAGCGGCUUUUCUGCCAGGGAAAAGCUGGAGCGUGUGGUCACGGAGAAACUCGGGAAAGCCAUCUCCACGGCCACAGCGGGCGGCAGGAGCGUGUGCGUCAAGGCGCCGGAGACGGUCAGCAGCCGCAGCUCCAUGUCAGAGUGCGUGGACCCUGCGGUAGUGUUUCCUUUCCCGGUGAACAAGAAGAGCAGCAGCAGCAGCAGCAGCAGCAGCAGCGGCAGCAGCAGCAGCAGGAGUGGCGGCAGAGACUCAGCCGGGACCGUUAACGCACAGACAAACCACGGGAACACAUCCAGUGACUCAGAAGAGGAAGAUGAUGAUGAAGUAGAAGAGGAACACGAGGAGGAGGAGGAGGAGGAGGAGGAGGAAGACGAGGAGGAGGAAGAGGACGAAGACGACGAAGAGGAAGAGGAGGAGAUCGACGUGGUUACAGUAGAGAAGAGGCGCUCCACAAUCAACAAAGCGUCCCCCAUGGCAACAGGCACUGUCACUAUCUCCAUUCAUCCCAAGAGUCAGGACGCAAGAGGAACCGUCUCAGGGUCCGGCGUGGUGAGCCGGUUCGUCAGCCGAGCUCCGCAGGAGCUGAUCCUGAAGAGGAGCUCAGUACACCAGCAGCAACACAACUACGCAGCGCCCUCACCGUACGCUUCAGACGACGACCCCGCACCGCCGUCGAAGAAGCAGAAAACGUCAGACGCCCCGCGACCUCCCACCAGAAGCAUCUCGUCGUCCUCCUCGUCGUCGUCCUCCAUGUCCUGCAGUUCGGUCACCAGCACGCGGAGCAAGCGCAGCACCAGCGGCGACAGCAGCCCGCGCGGCAGCUCCGACUCGGAGGACAGCGAGCGCCGGCGCAACCACAACAUUCUGGAGCGCCAGCGCCGCAACGACCUGCGCUCCAGCUUCCUCACGCUGCGCGACCACGUGCCGGAGCUGGCACACAACGAGAAGGCGGCAAAGGUGCUGAUCCUGAAGAAGGCGACAGAGUACGUGAGCUCGCUGGAGACGGAGGAGAUGAGGCUCCAGCAGGAGAAGGACAGACUGCAGGCCCGCAGGCAGCAGCUGAUGCGCAGGCUGGAGCAGGCAAGGACUCGCUAACAGACAACCGAUACAACACAGAAACACUCAUAUAAACCCUGGACGAACCCCUCUUGUCUCAACUCAGUCUGCCUGAAACAACAUUUAGACCCAAACACACAAACACAGGCCUUUACACUUCAGCACAGACACAAAAGGCCUGCAUAUCUGUUGUAUUAUGUGCGCACACAAACACAAUAUCUCAGAGGAUGUUUAUCUUCAGACGCCAGCACACGCCUGGAGGAGGAGGAGGAGGAGGAGGAGGGGGUUUGCUGGAGGGAUGCUCGGACUUUCACUGCCGCCACUUUUUUUGCACAUUUGUUGACAUUAAGAAUGUUUAGGGUUUACUUCUUCUUUUUUUUCCCCAAUCUAUUCAUAUUGAGGAAAGAUAGAAAGAAAAAAAGAUUGAGGGAGGAAGAAGAGUGGACACACUUUCUUUCUUUUUGGUCUUCCCUCCCUCUGGUUUUUCUUUUAUAUCAUUUCUACUUGUACCUUGUUUUUUUUUUUUUUUUAUAUAUAUAUAUUUUUUUUGUACUCACUGUGACACCAGCCCGGAAUCAGGUGAUUCCCACAGGGACGGGUGUUCGAGGGCACUUUGCUUGGAGAGUUCACAUACAAGAAGCAGUGCACAUUUUACUUUGCCUUCACCACUGCAAAAAAAACAAAACAAAACUGAAGAGACUAUGACGACGGAGGCGUAUUGGGUCACACAAACAAAGCCACUACAGGUUCUUGCUCUCUAAACUCCUCACACUGGUGCUCAAACCAAGUCAGUGGAUGUAUAACUGUGCACCUUGCUAGCCGACACUUUUGUAUAUAACAAUAGUGUACAGACAAAAUACACUCAGAUCUGCCUUGUUUUGUAAUACAAUAUGUCCUUGUUUUUUUUUAUAUAUAUAUA
This is a messenger RNA of Solea senegalensis (Senegalese sole), 2523 nucleotides long. RefSeq names its product MYCN proto-oncogene, bHLH transcription factor (gene mycn). Gene Ontology annotation, molecular function: DNA-binding transcription factor activity, RNA polymerase II-specific; RNA polymerase II cis-regulatory region sequence-specific DNA binding; protein dimerization activity. The transcript is spliced from 3 exons. The coding region runs from base 177 to 1643 and encodes 488 amino acids. Gene Ontology annotation, biological process: regulation of transcription by RNA polymerase II. NCBI's taxonomy places the organism in Eukaryota, Metazoa, Chordata, Actinopteri, Pleuronectiformes, Soleidae. The record is from RefSeq and is a predicted model, not a curated record.